AUGAAAAUACCAAAUAGACAAAAAUUUACAAAAAAUCAUAAAAGAAAUUUAAUAACAAAAGAAACAAGAAAAACAGGAUUAGUAUUAGGAAACUAUGGAAUAAAAGCCACAGAAACAGGAUAUUUAAAAAUGAAACAAAUGGAACGAAUAAAAGGAGAUUUAGUAAAAAAAUUAAAAGAUAAUAUGGAUAUUUAUUUUAAUUUUUAUCCUUUAUUUGGUUUAACAAAUAAAGGAACAGCACGUAUGGGAGCAGGAAAAGGAGAAGUAUCGGAAUGGUAUGUUUUAGUAAAAAAAGGAAGCAUAGUAGUCGAAUUUAUAAAGUCACGAAUGACUGCAGGAGCAAUGCAGAAAGUAAUUCGUUAUAGUGCAAAUAAAUGGCCAAUCAAAGUAAGAAUGACACAAAUAAAACAGGGAUUAUAUGAAAAAAAAAUAUGA
Messenger RNA from Dictyostelium discoideum AX4, 435 nucleotides. Lineage: Eukaryota; Evosea; Eumycetozoa; Dictyosteliales; Dictyosteliaceae. The record is from the annotation of a RefSeq genome assembly.